AUGCAUGCAGGCGAAUGUUCAUGGGGUACAAAAUGCCGUAAAUGGACUUGUACGAAAAUUCAUCCGGUCGGUCGAACUCAGCUUUGUCCGAACAAAAACCAUUGUAACGAUCAUGCUUGCAGUUACUUACAUCCGCCUAAGCAUGCCGAACCAUCAAAACCAAUAGUCGCUAUGCCGUUGGUAACGUGUAACAAGCCAAACAUCUCUCCUGGCUCAGAAAAGGAAGGACCAAAAGAAGUAAUUGAGUUAAGUAUUGCCGAGCAAAAUUUUCUUGAAUCUUUUGGCAGCAAAAUCUUGGAUAAAAUUCGUAACGAACAAGAUAUUAAAAAUGUAAAAGUUAAAGGUGGUAAACUUCAAUUGUCAGGAAAUAGUUUAACAAUUACAAAUAUAAAAUCUUAUCUAAAACAAGCACUUCAUGAACAGAAUGUGACGAUCACAAAUAGCUUGAAGAAAUAUUUACAGUCAUCUGCUAAAGGACGUUUAAUAAAGAGAUUUUUACAAAAAUAUUCUGUAGGAAUUUCUUAUCUGGAAAUAUCAACAAACGCUUCUUUGACUUCCAAUGAUAUGCUUACGAGUAAAAACCGUAUUCAUGGUCAUGAUGAAGAUGAAAGAGAAAAGCAAUACAAUAACGAUCGUGAUGUGAAUCAGUCCGAAGACGAACAAGAAGAAGAAGAAGGAGAAGACGAUGAUGAUGAUGAUGAUGAUAGAAAGAGUGAUAUUUCGAAUACAUCAUCCAAUGUCACAAAUAUUUCGAGUAAUUUUAAGCAUCGUCGUAAUUUUGCUCAAAAAUUUAUACAAGUAACUUUAUGCAAUGACUCGGAAGAUUUAUUAUCUAAAGCCAUAAAAGAAUUAAAAAGUUAUAGUUUGUACACUCAAUCAUGGGCAUUAACACAAGAUGAAAUUACAUACAUUUUAAAACAACCACAAACGGCCAAACCUUCAAAAAAUAAUACUAAAGUUGGUAAUCAACGUUUUCAGAUUAAACAUUAUCUCAGUGGUCUCAUUCGAUCUACUCCGAAUUCGAUCGUAGAAAUCUCUGUAGAUUAUAAAAAUGGUAUAUGGCGUGUGAAAGUGAGAGGAUUUAAGGAUCAUGUCAACAAUGCUGUAUCGAAAAUAAAAAAUUGGUUAAACGAUAAUAUUGAAACUGAAGUACAACUUCCUAUUUCAAAAGCUAUGGCAAUUUUUCUCCGAAUAAAAGCUUCAUCUGAUAUAAAAAAACUGGAAAAAACUCAUUGUAUAAAAAUAACAAUCAUUUCCCCACCUUGGCGAAAACAUGGGAAUGACGAACAAGAUGAUGGCAAUGAUUGUCUAAAACUCAGUGGUUCUUAUUCACGCAUUAACUCGGCAAGAGAAAAUGUGGGAAAUUUUCUCGAAGGUUUAUUCGAACAAAAAAAAGUAUUUCUUUGUCAUAGUUGGGAUGCUUCAAGGAACAUUUCCCAAAUUAUUCGUACACGUCUGAAAAAACUACAAGAUUCGUAUGAUUGUGAAGCAAUAGGAUGGAUCGAAAUCUAUACAGUGAUCGAAAGAAGAGAUACUACACCAAGAAUAACUGUAUCAAUAGUUGGUCUAAAUGAAGAAGCAGUUGAUAAUGUCAUUGAACAAUGCCAAGAUAUUGUAGAAGGAUAUGUUAUUUGGAAACCAUCUGCAGGUGAAUAUCGUUCGAUAUUUAAUGCAUUAAUAGUGAAAAGAUCGCCAUCUAUUGAUGAAUUUCGACAACAAUGGGAAACUGAUAUACGGUUAGAUCGAGAUACGGGUACUAUCGCUAUUCCUGCACCAUCGAAAAUGAUUGCAGAUGAUAUCAAAGAAGUUCUACUGAGUUUGGGAGAAGAAAAAAAAUCUCGAAUGAAUCGUAUAUCUGAAUUCAUUCCUAUUCAACGAAAUAUUCGUCGUUUUGUUAAUAAAGCUAUUGGUUCCUUACUUGAUGAAGCAAAAACUCAAAGAAUUUUUGUAGAAUCUAAAAAUCCUAAUGGAUUGACACUACAUGGUCCUUCUGAUAUUAUCACUGAAGUCAAAAAUAAGAUCAAUACUAUUAUCAAUGAAAUUGAACAAAAGAUCACUACACAUCGUUUGCAAUUAUCGUCAGCCGAGUCAGACUUAAUGCGAGCCGAUGCAUAUAAACUAGCAAAAAUUAUUGAACGAGAAACAAAUACUAUUAUUCGAGAUGUUAUAGCAGAUCAGACUAGUUUUACAUUAAAGACGAAUGAUAACGAUUUUAACUCGACUUUAGCUGUUGCUGUAAAUAGUCGUGGUCAAACAAUUGUCGUAGAGAAAGGUGAUAUCACAAAAGUAAAAAAUGUCGAUGCAAUUGUGAAUGCAGCAAAUGGGUCAUUGUAUCAUGCAGGCGGCGUAGAUAAAGCGAUUGCUGAUGCUGCUGGUCCCACACUUGAUCGAGAAUGUAAACAAUUAAUUGCUAAGAAUGGAGGUUUACCCAUUUCUGCUGGUAAAGCAGUCAAGACAACAGCUGGCAAUCUUCCUUUCAAAUGUGUUAUUCAUGCCAUUGGUCCUCAAUAUUCUGAUGGGGAUCAACAAGAACGCCCAUUAUUAUUCUUUAGUGUUUUAUCUAGUUUAAGACUUGCUGAAGGUGAAAGUUAUACAAGUGUUGCUUUACCAGCCAUUAGUUCUAAAACUUAUGGUUUUCCAUUGGCAGAUUGUACAAAUAUUGUAGUUCGUGCAGUAAAACAGUUCUUUGCCGAUUAUCCACAAUCAAAUGUAAAAAAAGUAAUUCUAUUAGACAUGGAUGCUGCAGCUUGUAAUUCAUUUGCACGUGAAGUUGUCAUCGAUCAUCGAAAUGAAUUGGUAGACGAUGACGAUAUUAUCAACUACGAGUUACCUCCAUUAACAGCUAAAUGGUGUUGGCAAAGUGAUAAUGGUGAGAAAAUCAAUGACGAAAACCAUGCACGUCAAAUCGAGGACGCGUUUCAACGAUAUUUGAAAACUUCCCCUAUACCGACAUUGGUAAUUCAUGCUGAUAAUUUACAAAGUGGUACUAUUGUUGAUUACAGUAUCCAUUUUCUUCCUAAUUUGAAGCAAUUGUUGGCAAGCAAUCCAAGUGCACUAAAUGAUCGUCUUGUCUGUGGAUAUCAAAAGAGAAUAAGUAGUGGCUAUGAAAGAGAUAUUAUUCGCUACCCAGUAGUGCAAACGAUUCAGUCAACACCUGUUGCUUAUUCUCCUAAACCAUUGGAUUCAUAUCAUUUACAAGUAGUAACGACAAAAGUCUAUUGGGAUGUUACUGGUAUCGCCCGUGAAGCUGUACAACAAGCUGAAAGAGCAAUUCGGAAAGUAAUCGAUUCUGCCACGAUUUCAGAACCUUACUCCAUACCUCUGAAUAAAGAUUUUGAUACUCAUAAGAAAGAACUCAUCAAAAUUGCAACUCAACAGCAAAUUCAAAUUGAUUUUCAACAAGAGUGUUCAGGACAACUACCAAUGGUAUUAAAAGGUUUAAAACCAAAUGUAGAAGACGCAAAAUCAAAAAUUACUUCAUAUGCUCUCGAUACCUUGAAAAUGCAAGUAGAUAACGAUCAUAUAAUAUGCAUACCUAAAAAAUGGGGUGAUCAAACAGAAGGAUGCAAAUUAGUUGAAAUUGCUCGGAGUGAUCCUGACUUUGUUCGUAUUGAAAAUCGUAUGAAAGAAACAAUGGCAAGUGUAAAAAUCGAUAAAAUAGAACGAGUACAAAAUGUACGUAUGUGGAGACAUUAUGCAUUUCGUCAUCUCGAACUUAAAAAGGAACUAAGUCAUAUGCCUAAUUUACAAAUUGAAAUGGAAUUAUUUCAUGGAACGAGAGCAACACUACCGAGUGAAGUUUACAAUGGUGAAUACGGUUUUGAUAUGACAUUUAGUACAAGUGGUAUGUGGGGUAUCGGUACAUAUUUUGCUAAAAAUGCUUUAUAUUCGUGUAACGGCUAUGAUUAUAAAUUACCGAAUGGUAAACGCCAAGUAUUUUUAGCUCAAGUGCUGACAGGUGAUGCAUAUGAUUGUAAGAGUGAUUCAAAUUUACGUCGACCUCCAAAAAAAAAUGAGACGAAAUCUGGUCUACGAUAUAAUAGUGUAUCAGGUGAUACAGGUGGCAGUAAAGUUUACAUUAUAUACGAAAAUCGUGUGGCUUAUCCUACCUAUUUGAUUACAUUUACGUGUUAG
This is a messenger RNA of Rotaria sordida, 4134 nucleotides long. The record is from the annotation of a GenBank genome assembly. NCBI's taxonomy places the organism in Eukaryota, Metazoa, Rotifera, Eurotatoria, Philodinida, Philodinidae.